This is a messenger RNA of Heterobasidion irregulare TC 32-1, 1452 nucleotides long. RefSeq lists its product as uncharacterized. The record is from RefSeq and is a predicted model, not a curated record. Gene Ontology annotation, molecular function: actin filament binding. Gene Ontology annotation, cellular component: Arp2/3 protein complex; actin cytoskeleton. Gene Ontology annotation, biological process: Arp2/3 complex-mediated actin nucleation. The transcript is spliced from 6 exons. The coding region runs from base 66 to 1289 and encodes 407 amino acids. Lineage: Eukaryota; Fungi; Basidiomycota; Agaricomycetes; Russulales; Bondarzewiaceae.
CCGUCGACCACCACAUCCGUCGCAGUAGUAGACUGCAAGUCCUCUGCACCGACAGACUCACCAUCAUGGCUGCCCCGGAAAUAUACAACAUCACCCAGACGCCCAUCACAGGCCACGCCUUCAACGCCGACCGCAGCCAGGUCGCCGUCAGCCUCAACUCCAACGACCUCCAGAUAUUCUCCCGCAGCGGCGCAGACUGGACUCCCACAGAGACCCUGUCCGAGCACGACAAGAUCAUCACCUCGAUCGACUGGGCGCCCAACUCCAACCGCAUCGUGACCGCCUCGCAGGACCGCAACGCGUACGUGUGGCAGCAGUCCCCCGACCCGCAGACGGGCCGCUCGGUCUGGAAGCCGACGCUCGUCAUGCUGCGCAUCAACCGCGCCGCGACGUUCGUCCGCUGGAGCCCGCUCGAAGACAAGUUCGCCGUCGCCAGCGGCGCGCGCGCGAUCGCGAUCUGCUCCUUCGACCCCGAGAACGACUGGUGGCUCGCGCGCCAGCUCAAGAAGCCGAUCCGCUCGACGGUGCUCUCCGUCGACUGGCACCCCAACAACGUGCUGCUCGCGGCCGGGAGCGCCGACAUGAAGGCGCGCGUGUUCUCCGCGUACAUCAAGGACGUCGACAAGAGGCCGGCCCCCACCGUGUGGGGCGAGAAGCUGCCCUUUAACACUCUCUGCGGGGAGUACACGAGCCCCUCGGGCGGCUGGGUUCACGCCGUUGGAUUCUCGCCCUCCGGCGACGUCCUCGCCUUUGCCAGCCACGACAGCACGAUCUCCAUCGUCUACCCCGGCGGGCCCGCCGUCUUCACCAUCAAGAUCAACUCCCUGCCGUACGUCACGCUCGCCUGGACCGCCGAGGACGCGCUCGUCGCCGCGGGACACGACUGCCAGCCCGUGCUCUUCUCAGGGAGCGCGAGCGCAGGCUGGCGCGCCGUCGGCUCGCUCGACGACACGAGCGCGCCCAAGUCCGCCGGCGGCGGCGCUGGCGGCGGGCGCGCGGCGCCCGUCGGGCGGCUGAACAGCGCGGCGUUCAACACGUUCCGCAAUGCGGACUCGCGCGGGAUGGGGCAGGGCGCGGGGGGCGGCGCGAGCGGCGGGGCGGGGGCGGGGGCGGACACGGAGCUGUUUACGGUGCACCAGAACACGAUCACGAGCGUGCGGGCGUACGAGGGCGCGCGGGGCGCGGUGCGGCGCGUGAGCACGAGCGGGAUCGAUGGGAAGCUUGUUGUGUGGAACGUGAGCGCCGUUGGGGGGCUGGGCGGGAAGAUGGCUGGGUUGCGGCUCGCGUAGAGAGGAGGAGAAAAGUGAAGUGGAGUGGAGUGAGGUGGAGCGAAGGAGGGAAGAAUACAUAGGGUGGAUACACGUAUCGUAACGGAGCGUCGGGCGGCGGUAUUAGGAAUACAUGCAAAGCGCGCACGGCAGCAGUCAAUAUGAAGCGUGCGCCUCUCAUUUC